Molecule: messenger RNA, 1691 nt
Organism: Cariama cristata (Red-legged seriema)
Lineage: Eukaryota; Metazoa; Chordata; Aves; Cariamiformes; Cariamidae
Gene: PPP2R3A
Product: protein phosphatase 2, regulatory subunit B'', alpha
Exons: 13
Coding region: 1-1467 (488 amino acids)
Biological process (GO): protein dephosphorylation
Cellular component (GO): protein phosphatase type 2A complex
Molecular function (GO): protein phosphatase regulator activity; calcium ion binding
Source: RefSeq, a predicted model, not a curated record
AUGGAAGAUGUCGAUGAUAUGAACGUCCGUUUGCUUAUGCGUGAGGUUCAAAGUAAACAAGAGAAGAAACCCGGAACUUCAUCCCCAGUCCCUUUGAACUCUGCGGUUAGCCCUUGCACUCUUCUGCCUGUGAAUAAAGCCGCCAGCAGUACCCCUUUGUCAAUAAACAUUCCACGUUUCUACUUCCCUAAAGGACUUCCGAAUGUCUGCACUAAUCAUGAAGAAAUCAUUGCCAGGAUUGAAGAAGCCUUUACAGAGUUUGAAGAUGAGAAGGCAAACAUCUGUGAAAUGGGGAAAAUUGCUAAGAUAUGUGGCUGCCCACUCUACUGGAAAGCACCUAUGUUCAGUGCAUCAGGAGGAGAAAGGACAGGAUGUGUAUCUGUACACUCAUUUGUAUCUAUGUGGAGAAAAAUGCUACGUAACUGCCAUGAUGAUGCAUCCAGAUUCACAUACCUUUUAGCGAAGCCCGGCUGUGACUACCUAGAACAGGAGGACUUCAUCCCGCUGCUUCAGGAUGUGGUGGAAACGCAUCCUGGCCUGACGUUCCUGAAGGAUGCUCCGGAGUUCCAUUCCCGGUAUAUUACAACGGUUAUACAAAGAAUAUUCUACACAGUCAAUCGAUCCUGGUCUGGGAAGAUCACUUUAACAGAGCUGAGGAAAAGCAACUUCUUGCAAACUCUUGCUCUCUUGGAAGAAGAGGAUGACAUAAAUCAGAUCACAGAUUAUUUCUCCUACGAGCACUUCUAUGUUAUAUACUGUAAAUUCUGGGAGCUGGACACUGACCAUGAUCUUUACAUCAGCCAGAAGGAUCUGGCUAGGUACAGUGAUCAAGCUUUAUCGAACAGGAUUAUUGAGCGAAUAUUCAGCGGCGCUGUGGUGAGAGGCAAUGAAGUUCAAAAGGAAGGCCGCAUGAGUUAUGCUGAUUUUGUGUGGCUCCUGAUUUCGGAGGAAGACAAAAGGAGUGCUACAAGCAUUGAGUACUGGUUUCGGUGCAUGGACCUGGAUGGGGAUGGAGUGCUCUCCAUGUAUGAACUGGAGUACUUCUAUGAGGAGCAAUGUGAGCGGAUGGAAGUGAUGGGCAUAGAACCACUGCCAUUUCAUGACUUGCUGUGUCAGAUGCUUGAUCUCGUUAAGCCAGAGAGGGAAGGAAGAGUAACCCUGCGAGACCUGAAGAGGUGCAGAAUGGCUCAUGUAUUCUACAACACCUUUUUCAAUUUAGAGAAAUAUCUGGACAAUGAACAGAGGGAUCCCUUUGCAGUGCAAAAGGACACUGAAAAUGAUGGCCCUGAACCCUCUGACUGGGACAGAUAUGCUGCUGAAGAGUACGAGAUUCUUGUGGCCGAGGAGUCUGGGAACGAGCAAUUACAAGAAGGAUCAUUUGAAGACUAUGACACAGAUGAAGUCUUAUCUCCCCCUGAAACUGGAGACAAGUCAGACAAACUAGUUAUCUCAGAUCUCUCAGCAUAGAAAAAUGGAAGACUUUUAAUCAAUAUCUUUCAAACUGGAUAGCAUUCAGGCCCAAGAACACUUAGGGAUUUUUUCUUUAAAUCCGUCAUUGGAGCAAUGUGCUUUAUUUUGUACACUGUAACUUGAGAACCCUUUUUCUCUUCCUGUGUAAUUGCAAUAAGGUAAUUUCUAUAAGAAGGCUUUUUACAAUGUGUUAUCGUGCACGCUCAUUAAAAAUGGUGAUU